Phycodurus eques (leafy seadragon) is the source of this 1788-nucleotide messenger RNA. Its product is annotated as zf-DHHC domain-containing protein. Lineage: Eukaryota; Metazoa; Chordata; Actinopteri; Syngnathiformes; Syngnathidae. Gene Ontology annotation, biological process: protein targeting to membrane; peptidyl-L-cysteine S-palmitoylation. Bases 10 to 1020 code for a protein of 336 amino acids. The transcript is spliced from 7 exons. Gene Ontology annotation, cellular component: Golgi apparatus; endoplasmic reticulum. Gene Ontology annotation, molecular function: protein-cysteine S-palmitoyltransferase activity. The record is from RefSeq and is a predicted model, not a curated record.
UAACCGAAGAUGGCGUCGCUGCGCUGCCGGCGGGACCCGUGCGGCGUCGUCUGUGUUUUUUUGACGUACUUUAGCGUGUUCUACGCGGACUACGUGGUGGUGCAGUACGUCCUCAUACCCGCGUACUCGGGCAGCGUGUGGUGCAGCCUGCACGGGUCCGCCUUCAACGUCAUCCUGCUGCUCCUGCUCGCCUGCUACUGCAAGGCGGUCUUCUCGGACCCCGGUGUGGUGCCGCUCCCUGACACGGCGCUCGACUUCUCCGACCUCCGCUCGCAGUCGUCGCGGAUGAGCGACCGGGUAACUGUGAAGCGGCGACGUCGUGUUUGCGUUUCCUGUGCGCUGAUGUGCGCGCGUGUGGUGCAGGGUUGCGAGGGCUGGACGGUGUGCAGCCGCUGUGAAACCUACAGACCCCCGCGGGCGCAUCACUGCCGCGUGUGCCAACGAUGUAUACGCCGCAUGGACCACCACUGCCCCUGGAUCAAUAACUGCGUCGGAGAGCUGAACCAGAAGUAUUUCAUUCAGUUCCUCUUCUACACGGGCGUGGCCAGCGUGUACGCCACGCUGCUGGUGGUGUCGGCCUGGGUGUGGCACAUCCGGACUGAGAGGGACGGCGAGGCGGAGAACGCGCCCGGCAAGCACCUGAUCGUCGCUCACUACAUCAUCCUGCUGGUGGAGUCUGUGCUCUUUGGCGUCUUCACUCUGGUCAUCUUUUACGAUCAGUUGGCGUCCAUCAUCGCCGACGAGACGCCCAUCGAGCAGAUGAGGAACCGUCUGAUGAUGAAGGAACCGGGCUCCCCGUCAUCUUCGCCGCCGCACCACGCCACGCGCAAGCCCAAGCUGGCGCUACUGCGGGAGGUUUUCGGGCGAGGUGAGAUCCCGCGCCUUGCCCCCCAGCUCUCAAUUUCUGCCGUUCCUCUCCUCCCAUCAGGUUCCGUGUUCUGCUGGCUCCUCCCGCUGCACUCGGGCGGCCCGUCGGUGGGCGGCGUCGCCUACUCGGCCCUGCCGGACUACGACGUCUGACCUCGGGAGUUCUCGGCGGACGCGUUCGCCGCUCCCCAACUCCCAGGAUUCUUUGCAAACCCGGUUACUGAACCGUCGGCGUGAAGCCGCCUCGCACUGAAAACACACACACUGAGAUUCCUUUUUUACAUUUUUGUUUGUUUGUUUGUUUGUUUUUGCACUUUAUUUAUUUAUUUAUUUUUGUUUUCGGGUUUUGUAGGUCUUACUGACGAACUGUUGACACACAGUCUAAUUGACACAUGGUGGAAAUCACGGGUCAGUUUUGCUUCGGCCAUUGAGCAUUUUCUAUAGCACUUGUCCUUAUUAAAGUCAAUUUCCACCUUAAAUGAGAAACAAUACCAGUGUUGAAAAACAAUCUCGAUUAUUCCCCCCCCGCUUGAAACAUGGUCUAACCCAUGGGAAUUGCACCAGCAACCACCCAUCCAUUUUCUGUAGCAUUUGUCCUAAUUAGGAUCACAAGUGAGCUGUUUUAUUUGUUUGCUACCUUUUUUUGUGGUUGAAUGGAACGUUACUGACUGUUGCGCGCAGUACUGUGUGAAGCUUAUUUUAUUUUAUUUUAUUUUUUUAAACGUUAAAAAGGGAUUGUAGAUGAUUUCUUCUUCAAUGCUGCUAACAGUGGGAAUGUUUGUCAUAAAGUGAUCACAGUGGCCACAUCCACUUUUUAUACAGAUGAGGCAAGAGGACCUUACAAAUUUUAAAUUGGAUUUUCUACAUUUUAUCAACCAAUAAAAUCCUUAUUUGUGCGGUUUUCAGUCUUGUUUCCCAACU